Temnothorax curvispinosus is the source of this 1094-nucleotide messenger RNA. RefSeq lists its product as uncharacterized. Gene Ontology annotation, cellular component: plasma membrane. The coding region runs from base 348 to 1094 and encodes 248 amino acids. Lineage: Eukaryota; Metazoa; Arthropoda; Insecta; Hymenoptera; Formicidae. Gene Ontology annotation, biological process: sensory perception of smell; detection of chemical stimulus involved in sensory perception of smell. The transcript has 3 exons. Gene Ontology annotation, molecular function: olfactory receptor activity; odorant binding. The record is from RefSeq and is a predicted model, not a curated record.
GUCCGUUGCAAAACGUCCUUGCAUGGUUACAUUUAAAUAAAACUUAUCAAAAUUCACGAUAGUAAAACACGUUGUAUCUAUAAUAUUUGUUAAUUGUGUUGUAUUAGUAGCAAGAUUUUGAAAGAGGUGCGCGAUAAAUACUUAGAAAUAUUACUUUCUAGUUAUAUUCACACGAUUUAAGAUUCUCCGUCCGAUUCUCAAACUAAAGUACGCGGUCUAUGAGUUGAGUGAAUAAAAUUUAUCGCAGAUAUUUACAUUCAGUGUUAAGUGUGUGAUUUAAUCAUCAAAAGAGACUAUACUUUUGUGCAGCCCAUUGAUAAGUUGUUUGUAAAGAAAGCGAUCCAAAUAUGCAAAUACUUACAUUACAAUUUUUAGUGUAUAACUUUUGUGGUUUAUGGCGACCUAGUGAAUGGUCAUCAAAUGUCGCAAAACUAUUGUACAAUGUAUUCACCUUUGUUAUAAUAUCCUCGGAAUACUUUGUUGCGUUAACUCAAUUUAUGGAUAUAGUACUUAUUGUCGACAAUAUCAAUGAUUUUGCCACUAAUACUCUAAUAUUCCUGACUCUUGCCGCCGUAUGUUUUAAAGCGACAGUCGUUUUGAUGCGUCGGAAUGCGAUUAUCAAUUUGAUGCGACUAUUGAUGAAAACACCGUGUAAACCUUGUGACGAAGACGAAUCAGCGAUACAAACAAAGUUUGAUAGAUUUAUCAGGUCGUAUUCUAUAAAAUACACGCUUUUGGCGACUAGCGCCAUUAUAGGCAUUACAAUAGGAGCAGUAUUAAAUGUUAUGCAAGGUCAUGUACCUUAUCGAAUAUGGCUGCCAUGGGAUUAUAAUAUACCUCCAGUUUUCUGGAUUAUAUCUAUUCACCAAAUUGUAUCUUUAAUUUUUGGCACAAUGAUGAGUAUCGGCACGGAUACCUUAAUUUUCGGAUUGUCUUUGCAAACAUGUGCCCAGCUUGAAAUUUUCGAAAAUCGUCUUCACAAAUUAAUAAUUAAUAAAACAGUUAGAUAUCUGGAACAUGCACUCUCUUCGUCGAAUAAUGACAAAACGGAGAUAUCGGAGUGCAUACAUCAUCAUCUCAGGAUUUACGAGUAA